Messenger RNA from Drosophila grimshawi, 3941 nucleotides. RefSeq names its product sodium/potassium-transporting ATPase subunit beta-1-interacting protein (gene NKAIN). Gene Ontology annotation, biological process: regulation of sodium ion transport. NCBI's taxonomy places the organism in Eukaryota, Metazoa, Arthropoda, Insecta, Diptera, Drosophilidae. The transcript is spliced from 7 exons. The record is from RefSeq and is a predicted model, not a curated record. Bases 621 to 2699 code for a protein of 692 amino acids.
GCACAAAAUUGCGAAAUUGCAAGAACUGCGAUCCAACCUGUGCCGUGAUAAGCUACUGAAACAUACUCGUUACUGGCAUUACUGGUAUUUUCGAGCAUGCCGCAUGCGGUCACACUACACUCCACUUGUAGUAGUAGUUGUUGCGUGCACCGCGUAUAGAAGAUCCGCGCACUUGCUACUUCACACAGAUCAGGUUUUGCUACGAGCAACGCCAGCCAAACAGCUCAAGUGAAGUCCUCGUUGCAGCUGCAUUGCAUUACAUUUCUUCGUCUCCCUUUUAACAUACGAUUCUAAGGUGCGAAAGAGAACAAGUGGCAGAGCAGGUUGAAGUUGAAGCAGAAGCCGAAACAGAAACAGAACCCGAGAACGCAUCCCCGGAAAUACCAAUAGAAAAACGAGUAGGAUAAGCGAAACACCAGAUAAAGCGCAUACAUAAAGAAAGCCUCUAAAACGCAAUGCGAUCAAUUUGAAAAAAAGAGAGAGAGAGAUAAAGAAAGUACGAAACUAGAGUGAAGAACUAAACCAAUGCAGCUUUUUGCGCUGCAGCACACACAUACAUAAACAGACGCACACACACAUAAUCUUUGGCACAAUUUUCUGAAUGGAAUAAUUAUGUUGUGAUGGGCUCGUGCUCGUGUACACGGCGACACUUUUUGUUGUCAACAUGCUUCCUGCAAAUGAUAACGAUUAUCGAACGCCAGGUAUUCGACUUUCUCGGAUACAUGUGGGCGCCCAUAUUGGUCAACUUCUUUCAAAUACUGUUUAUAAUAUUUGGAUUCUAUGGCGCAUAUCAUUUUAGAAUCAAAUACAUCAUAACAUAUUUACUAUGGAACUUCGUUUGGAUUGGCUGGAAUGCGUUUCUGAUAUGCUUCUAUUUGAAUGUCGGCAGCCUGGAUAGGGAUAGCGAUUUGCUUAACAUGGGCACGGGCAGCGUGUCGUGGUUCGAGGCAAACGGUUAUGGCUGUAAGCCCACCUAUAACAUAACCUCAGACGAUCCAUAUCGGCCACUGCGUCCAGAACUUGUGGAGGAUUGCCUAUUGGACUAUACGCUCGUUGAGGUCAUCCACUCGGGCGUACAGUGCGCGCUGGCGCUGCUGGGCAUACUUGGUGCGAUUCUGAUCAGCUGUAUAUUUCUCGAUGAGGACGACAGAUUCGAUUUCAUGAACGGCGACGCGAAGAGUCCACAGCACACCGUUGUCCAUCCAAUGUACGUGAGCUAUACAAGUAUACCAACAACAUCCGCAAGCGCCACAAUGCAAUCUAAUAAGCAACUGCAACUGCAGCAGCAACUGCAGCAGCAGCAGCUGCAGCAUCAUCAGCAGCAACAGCAACAACAACAAAACUCACUGCAAUUCUAUCAUCAUCAACACCGACACAAAACGAGCAACAACAACAGCAACUACAACAGCCACAACAACAACAACAGCAAUUGCAACAGCUACAAUAAUACACUUAAUAAUGUUCAUCAGCCACAGCCUCAGCCAGACACAGCAAAUAACCAUAACGCAUACCAACAACCACAUUUAACCCACACAAGUGGCACAAACGCCGCCACCGAGCAGCAGCAGGCCAGUUGCAACAGCGGCAGCAGCAGCAGCCUAAGCCGGCUCAAGUCGCUGAGUCGCAAGCAGCAGCAACAGCAGCAGCAGCAAACGCAACCAUCCAACCACAUUGAGAGCAACCACAGCCAGAAGGGCAAACGUCUCUAUCAGUCCAAGGCACAUGCCCUAAACUCAGUCAGUCCCAUGUCCACAUCUCUGUCGCCCCAAAGCGCUCAGCUGUCAACGCCCUCGCUUUCGUAUGCCUCGCUGCAGAACUCGAAUCCGCAGCUGGCGACAUCGUUGAGCAACAGCAACUAUAGCAUUUUCCAUGGUGGCGACACCAGCAGUGCAGCCAGCGGUCAUUUUGCCCGCAUCCAUCAUAAGCCCAAGACUCCCAAAUCUGUGCCGGAUAUUAAGUACACUCAGGUGGCUUUGGCGCGCCUCUCGCGCAAUCUCGAGGAGGAUGAGGACUGCUUCUCGCUGCAGAAUCUAUCGCCCAAUGGCGAUACCGGUGUCACCUAUGUGCCAUUCCAGAGUCCCACACCAAACAGCCUCUUUGUGGGCGGUGAGAAUAACAAUGUGGGGCCACCGAUACCGCACAUUGCCUUCAAUUCCUACCAAGAUCAAAUCCAGUCUAGUCCCAACAACAAUAAUCGCUAUGCCUACGAGCCAUCGCCUCAGCCACUUCCAUUGAUUUCGGGCUAUUCGCCCAAGCCGCUGCGCGGUUUCAAGCAACUGCCACGCCCCACUCAGAUUCCAAUUCCCACUGUGCCCAUACACAGCUGCAUGGCGGAGCAGGAGACGCUGGCGUUGUCGCCACCGCCGCCGCCGGCGCCCCGUCCACAUAUAUUCCAGCCCCGACUGGGCCAAGCGCCCUAUCCAGAUCUCUCGCCAGAGAUUGCCGAGAAAUAUGCGAUGCCCACACAGCAUGUGCCCGGCUCGCCGAUGGUGCGACGCAAUCAGCGUCGUCCACGUCCCCAUCCGGCGCAGGCCAACUUCUGCGAUCAGAUACGCGACACUCCGCCCGGCUAUAUGGUCCGCACGCACAGCGACGAUCAGCUGGAGGAGCAACAGUCGGCGCCGCAUGUCAAUCGGCGCAGUGGACGCAAGGCUCGUCCACGCUCCUUCUGCAACUCGAUUGUGGGCGCACAGGCCUAAGCUCAGAUGAUCCUCAUCACUGCAUUCCUCUCUGAUUAUUGACCAAAAUCUUAUAGACUUAUAGGCAGGCAGCUGCUGUUGCCCCUCUUUCUCUCUCUCUCUCUCUCACUCUCUCCACCUCUCUCUUCGAUCUUAUUUAUUGCCAGACAGACGCUGCCGAAGCUGAAGCUCUUCCAGUCUCUCUAUCCCACACUCGCUCUCCCUGACUCAAGUAUGUCCAGCUCCUCUAAUAUACAUGCUAUAUAUUAUAAAGUGUCUUUAUAUAUCUCUCACUUCUCUCUCUCUCUCUCUCUCUUACUCUCUGUCUCUCUCUCUAUAUAUGUAUAUUUCUCCUGCAGGUGCUGGGCGUUUUGCCGCUUGUGUCCCUUGUGUUGUCCAUACUAACGUAUAACGUAUCGUAUUUCACAUUUUAGUAUGUGUUGUCGUUUUUGUUGUGGCUAACAGAGUUUGUUUGUUUUUUUUAUAUAUAUAUAUUUUUAUUGAACGUUAAAUACAUCUCCGUUGUGGUUAACGAGAUGGAAAUUAGGGAAACGCGAUGGGAACACUUUGAGCGUGACAAAUCGAAAAGUGUCUCAAGGUGAAGGUGAGCAAUAGUAAUUGUUCCCAAUUCCAAGCGAACCUUUUAAAGCUCAAAAAUGAACCACGAGAAAGAAACUAAUUAAUUUUACUAGUAGGAAUUCCAGUUACCAAGGAAACAAUUAACAAAUGUGACAAGAACAUUUGACAGAAAUCACACAAAAAAUAUUGCAAAUUUACAAACAAAAAAGAAGUGAAACAGACUUGUUUAUAAUAUAAUUUUUUAUUAUCCGCUGUGGGUAAACAUUUUCUAAUUGAAAAUUUGCAAUAUUUUCCGAAUUCCUUAUGAAAACCAGAAAUAACUGAAUGUAGUAAGAGAAAUAUAUGAUUUCUCUGUAUUCUGUUAGCUUGCUCUUGAUGUGAAAACUAGAUUUAAGAUAAAGCUUUAAUUCGGAUGCCUUGAAAGCCAUUAACAAAAUUAUAAAUUAUGUGACACACACACACACAUAUAUACAUUUACACAUAUAUACACACACACAUGUGAGACUUUCCAUAAUGGCUAAUUUAAAAACAUGAAAUGUGAUAGAAAAAUGUUACAAAAGAAACGAAAAAAACUAACGAAAAACAAAAUGAUGAGUGGAGGAAGAGAAGAGAAGCGUUACGCGAAGCGGAAAGUCCAAUGCCUUCAUAAUUUUAUGUUAAACUGUGAUACUACAUAACGAUAAA